Messenger RNA from Neolamprologus brichardi, 1539 nucleotides. The record is from RefSeq and is a predicted model, not a curated record. NCBI's taxonomy places the organism in Eukaryota, Metazoa, Chordata, Actinopteri, Cichliformes, Cichlidae.
AUGAAGCUGCAGGUAAAGGUGAUUGCUGCCACAGAGGGACAGACAGUAACACUGAUGUGCAGCAGCAGCUGUCCUCUGACUGAAAAGCCUGCAGCCUACAUCUGGUACAAGAACAGAGAGUUUCUCUAUGAGGACUGGUCUCCCUGGUACCAAGAGCUGCUCAGCAGUGAGGAAGCAGUCACAUACUCCUGUGCUGUCAAAGGCUACGAGGAUCUCAGAACCCCUGAAGUCUCUGUGGGUUCCAUCACAGAGACCUGCUUCAGUGUGACCUAUGCUAAAGGGAGAAUGUGUUCUUCUCAGCAGACAUCAGUGGACGAGUCCUGCUCCAUCACAUAUCCCAGAGAAAUUCAUGUCCAGAGGACUCCUGCUGAACACAGAGGUCACAUCAGACUGACCUGUAACAGCAGCUGUUUUCUGACUGACCCUCUGAUUUCCUUUGUGUGGUAUGAGAACAGAAAGCCUACAGUGCAGGAGGGAAAACAGAUUCUAGUUCCCAGCUCUAAUCAUGACAGUUUGUCUUGUGCUGUAAAAGGUCUUGAGGAUGUGCGCUCUGCUGAUGUCUGUUUCAGUGAUUCCUGCUGGAGUUUGAAUUAUGUCCACAGCAGAAUCUGUGCUCUGGAAGGAUCUUCAGUCAACAUCUCCAGUAAAUACUCACAUCCUGACUAUGAGCAGAUACAGUCUAAAUGUUGGUAUAAAUUUAAGGGAAAUGCUGAGGAGGAAGCUGAACAGCUGACUGAGGACGCAGAUCAUGUGGAGUAUGAUGACAGCAUGAAGAACCAACACAUCCUCAGAUUAAAGAAGCUGAAGAGAGAUGACUCAGGAGAAUACAGGUUUACAAUCACAACAGAAAAUGAAGAAGUGAUAGAGUCUGAUUUUCUUGGAGUUACUCUGAUUGUCACAGAGCUGAGAGUGAAGAUGAGUCCUUCUGCAGUGGUGACAGAGGGUCAGAGAGUCACACUGACCUGCAGUACCAGCUGUCCUCUGACUGACAACACAAACUACAUUUGGUACUUGAACAGUCGACCUCUGACCCCGAGAGAGAACCAAACCAAACAUCUGAUCCUAGACCCAGUCAGCAGGGAGAAUGCAGGAAGCUACUCCUGUGCUGUGAAAACUAACAAAGAUAUCAGCUCUGCUCCAAAGACUCUCACUGUCCAAAGUAUCACAGGAACACGGAUACGAGCACCUGCAGGAGUUUCUGCAGCUCUGCUGGGUUUAAUACUUCUCCCUAUCACUGUCUUCUUGUGUAUUAGGUGAACAUUAUUGUGUUAUCUCUAAGACCAGUCAUGUUUAAACUGUGAAAGGAAAUGUUUUAUCCAUUCACCAAUUUAUUUGUUUUUGUGCAACAGUAAAAAGAAGACUUCCAAUCCAUAAACUUUACAGAAUUUCAGAGACAUUGCAGCAAUAGGAAUGUAUAUGUGUGUGUGUCAGGUUGUGUCUUAGACUCCACCUUUCUCAGAACAUCUCAUGCUGCCCCAGGUGUGGGGGUCUAUUUCCCCCUACCAUGCUCCCUGCCGGUGGCUGGUGCCCCACCCACCA